GCUCUUCUCCCUUCUUCUCCUCCUUUCAAAACACCACCACCCCAUCUUCCAACUCUCUCCUAGCUCCAAGGGUCUUGCUCUUCUUCUUCUUCUUCUUUUUUCAUCAUGGCUGUUGAUCUAGUUGGGUACUCUAAGAUGGAAGACCAGAUGGCUAUUCAAGAAGCUGCAUCAGCUGGGAUUAAGAGCAUGGAGCACUUGAUCUGUGCACUUUCUAACCAAACCCAACAAAGUCACCAACUUGACUGCAGAGAAAUCACGAGCUUCACCGUUGCUAAAUUCAAGCAAGUCAUCUCCAUCCUGAACCGGACCGGUCAUGCCCGUUUCCGCCGUGGACCCACUUCUUCCAACCCGGUUUCCGUCCGACCUGUCGUCCAAGAACCUCAAAAACUAAAUCUUGAUUUCUUUAAGAGUAACAAUACCUUUAAAGCGGAGACCAAAAACGACUUGUCAUUCGGCAGUCAGUAUUCCAAGGAUUGUUUUAGCUCUGGCACGACUACUUCGUCCUUCCUAUCUUCUGUGACAGCUGAUGGGAGCGUCUCUGAUGGGAAACAAGGUGGCUCGUCUUCUCUUUUCGGAACUCAUCCUCGACCUACCGGAAAACCACCUCUCUCAUCUACCCACCGCAAGAAAUGCCAUGAUCAUACCCUCUCCACCAGCAAGAUCUCCUCCUCUGGUGGCAGCUGCCAUUGCUCCAAAAGAAGGAAAUCAAGGGUGAAGAGGACAAUAAGAGUACCAGCAAUAAGUUCCAAAGUUGCUGAUAUACCAGCAGAUGAGUUCUCAUGGAGAAAAUAUGGUCAAAAGCCAAUCAAGGGUUCACCUUACCCAAGAGGGUACUACAAGUGUAGUAGUGUGAGGGGAUGUCCAGCGAGGAAGCACGUGGAGCGUGCCGUAGAUGAUCCGGCCAUGCUUAUUGUAACAUACGAAGGGGAGCACCGUCAUUCACAUGCUCCCCUACCUGAAAAUGUCACAGCUAAUGCUGCCAUACGACACGUGUUCCAGUCAACAUGAGAGACGCGGGAAAGCCCAUCGAUGACGUUGAUUGAUCCAUCUUGGACGGUGGCGAAAGGGGCUUGACUCUGUUGCCGUGACAGUCACGUGACGGUAUCUUAUUGGAGAGGAGUCAAAGUAGAAGAAGAAAAGUCUAGUGGUUUGUAAAGAACUUCUAGGAUGAAAAUGAUGGGCCACGUUCAAGUGGCCUGGGAAUUUCGAUUUUGUAUAAAGAACAAGAAAUUGUAGAGUAGAAAUUAAAGAAAAUCAAUGAUGGUAUUAUUAAUCAAUUUGUUUCUUCAUAGAUUUGAGAUUGGAUUCUUUGAUUUGAAAUCUGUGGUGUGAUCGCGAAAGAA
This is a messenger RNA of Populus euphratica (Euphrates poplar), 1343 nucleotides long. Its product is annotated as probable WRKY transcription factor 11. Gene Ontology annotation, molecular function: DNA-binding transcription factor activity; sequence-specific DNA binding. The record is from RefSeq and is a predicted model, not a curated record. Gene Ontology annotation, biological process: regulation of DNA-templated transcription. The coding region runs from base 106 to 1008 and encodes 300 amino acids. Lineage: Eukaryota; Viridiplantae; Streptophyta; Magnoliopsida; Malpighiales; Salicaceae. The transcript has 3 exons.